AUGAUGGCAUUCAAUUCGGCCUUCAAUCCGGCACAGCUUCUCACCCAAGCCGCCGGCCAGCCGUUGAAACCCGACGGUUGUAUGGAGGUGAACGCGGACGCGCUACGAUUUCUCGCCGCUGGCAAUCCGCUUUUCGGUGGCCAGUUCCCGUUUGGGGCCGGUGCCGGUGUUCCAGGUGUCGGCCCAGCAGACGCAUUCCGUGCCAUGGCCGCUCAGGCCGGUCUACCGUUUCCGGUCAUGUAUCCCGGAAUGCAGCCGGAUGUCAAACCGGAAAUGAUGUCCGUUGGUGGAGGACCGAUUCCUAGUUUUGUGUUUGACGUGAUGAAUCCCUAUCAUCCAUACGCGGCCGGUCUUGAUGGGGCUCGGCGGAAGAACGCCACACGUGAAACGACGGCUCCGUUGAAAGCUUGGCUGACCGAUCAUCGCAAAAAUCCGUAUCCGACCAAAGGCGAAAAGGUCAUGCUAGCCGUGAUGACGAAGAUGACGCUCACACAGGUGUCCACUUGGUUCGCAAAUGCUCGACGACGUCUGAAGAAGGAGAACAAGAUGACCUGGUCGCCACAGAAUCGCCGUGGUGACGAUCCUGAUGAUGACGAUUUGGCCGAUAUCGAUGCCAUCAGCGGAAUCGACGGCAUUGACCGACCGUCCAGCUCCAUGUCCGACAUGUCCGAGAAAAAAGACGGUGGGUGUUGCUUUCGGAUCGUAAAAAGAGAUUUUUCCGCUAAACAUGACCCUGAAAUUGCCUAG
Molecule: messenger RNA, 747 nt
Organism: Ostertagia ostertagi
Lineage: Eukaryota; Metazoa; Nematoda; Chromadorea; Rhabditida; Trichostrongylidae
Source: the annotation of a GenBank genome assembly